UUUUCCUCCUUCAGUGUAGUCCUGGAGCGCCAGGGAGAGAGGAGUGUUUCGACACAGUCCAACUUCAGGACCAAGAGUUCGGAGCAGAGAGUCCUUGUGCUGGUACAGGCAACAGCGAGAAUCAAACAGCGUCUGGAAAAAAGACAGACAAAAAUGCUCAAGUGAAGCUCGAAGGCCUUCAUCUUGGGACUGUUGUGGAGUGGAUAUGGAGUGCGCAGGAGCAGGUGUUUGCUUGUGAACAGCUCAAGCGGAGAGAGAGGCAAUGGCUGUUCAGGCUGCCAUCAUGAACUCGCAGUUCCUGAAUUUUUGCUUCCCGGGCUCAGGGAUGGAGUUUAAUGUGGACAAGGGUCUGGACGGAGGCCUCGGGCUCUGCGAGUCCGACCGGGACGAGGGUGACUACCGUGAAGCCACACGGGACCUGCUUAGCUUCAUCGACUCAGCCUCCAGCAACAUCAAGCUGGCCCUGGACAAGCCAGUGAAGUCCAAGAGGAAGGUGAACCACCGCAAGUACCUGCAGAAGCAGAUCAAGCGCUGCACGGGGAUUAUCGCUCCCGGGAGCCCCCCUCAGCAGAGCCCGACUCAGACCAGCCCCCUGGCCCCGGACCUGGCCAAGAGGCAGUGCUCUCCGCCAUCGUCUCUGCAGCAACAACCAUAUCAGCAGCCGCAGCAACAGCAACAACAACAGCAGCAACAGCCGGGAACUUUCCAGGGCAAAGUGCCACCUAAGAGGGACGGGGUGCAGGCCAACCUCCAGAGCAAAAGCCUGGCUGCCCUGUUCAACUCCGCGGCCAAGGACAGCCGCGGGGAGCGGGCCAAGAAGCCCCCCCUCCGCCACCGCAACCUGCCCCCCUCCUUCUUCACCGAGCCGGCCAACUGCCCCCGGGUCACGUCCACCUCCGGGAUGAGCCUCAAGGACCUGGAGCGGGGGAACCCGGAGGCGUCCGAGUUCUUUGAGCUCCUGGGGCCAGACUACAGCAACAUGCUCCUGGAGCAGGACUUCUUCCAGAGCGCCGGGCCCGGCUCCCUGGCCCGACUCCCUCCGCAGGACGUUCCGACGACGCCGGGCCUGGAGCCGGUGCCGUACGACUCUCCGCACUACGUCACGGGUGGAUUCGUGUACGCAGAGCCGUGGACUACCUGCCUGGCGCCACCGAAGAAGUCCGCCGAGGGCAUGAGGACUGGCCCCGGUGGCCAGGCUGCCGUCUACAGCCCUUCGGAUUCGGCGGCCCCUGCAGUCCUGGAGGAUGGCUCCUCGUGUGGUCUGGCCUUCCCUGCCUUCUUCACAGACUGCUCCGGCUCUCCGGUCCCAUACGAUGGGAGUCUGACCGCUGGGUACACACGUGGGAGCUUCUCUUUAUAACACAAGCCAUGGAACGCAGUGCCUCUGCAUCUCUACUUAGAAGAGAUGGAGGUAGAUGCGUCAGCUUCUGAACCCCAUUAUGCAGUAGAGUGUUCUUGUUUAUAGAAUUUCAUCUCACGUUCAAAUUCCUUUUCCCCCAACACAUCCACUGAUUCAUGCAGCCAAAAAGAAGGUAAAUCAUUACAUUUUGAGCAUGUUCCCACUUAAAACAGAGUUAAAUGUAUUACACAAGUAAACUGAAGUUUUUGCUUGUUAAGAUCUUAAAGCACAUCUCAGGGGGUAAUUUGCUGCGGCCAAUCAAUUUUCUUGUUUACCAGCAGAUUUUUCAGUGAGUGUAAGUGUCAGUUCAGUUUAAGUUUUCAGUAAGAGUGAUAUAAAGCGGUUAAAUUUCAAUUUCUGAACAUCUGUUCAUGUUGUGUCCGAGUCCCCUCAUGCUUCAGUUCGUUGUGUCAUUUCUAUGUACUAAAAGAAGCCAAGUUUACAGUCCUGUAGUUAAUGUUUUAAUUGCUCCCCCUUAAAGCAAAGCUGGAGCCACAUCUCCAUGAUGACGUUUUUAAUUAAUGGUGCUCUGACAGUUGUUUAGGCUCACAACAAUCAUCUCUGUGAAUCUUUAAUCCUAGCUUUCCAUGGCUUCUCAGUACCACUCCGACUGUGCAAUGAAAGCAAGAAUGUACUCUCAAAAUACAUCAAAGUUUUAAUUGAUCUUUUAUUUCCAGGGCAUUAGGUUGAAAUGACUGUACAGAUGAGAGUGUGUGCUCACUUUACACCCUAGACCUGUUUCAGAAAUCCCAAAAUAUAAUAGACAAAAUGCUAACACACAAGAUAGGAUUGAGGGGCAAGAUACUCUAUUGCAAACUAACAUUCCAUCAUUAGAUAUCAUAUCCAUUUUCAUUCAAAUUAAAUAAUAAUUUUCCUAAUGUCAUUUAUAUGCUUGUUGUUAGUAUAACUGAAUCUCCUUCUUUCCUAUUUGUUUGUUGCAAGUAUAUGAAGCUGGACUCUUCAAAGUUACUGUGGACAUUUUUGAACAUUUGUAUGCAAUAGACACAGGCACCAACAUCUUUGUUAUCUGAUAUUUGUUGAAUUUUCAGAUUUUGUACAGAAAAGGUUGGGUAGGUAGGGAGUCAUGGUGUAGAAUCAGAACACAUUGUACAGAAAGUUUAAUGUGUACAAACAGAUGUAUAAGUAUGCUACAAAAAUAAAG
This is a messenger RNA of Alosa sapidissima (American shad), 2561 nucleotides long. Its product is annotated as protein FAM181B. The record is from RefSeq and is a predicted model, not a curated record. Bases 263 to 1360 code for a protein of 365 amino acids. The transcript has a single exon. NCBI's taxonomy places the organism in Eukaryota, Metazoa, Chordata, Actinopteri, Clupeiformes, Clupeidae.